Molecule: messenger RNA, 905 nt
Organism: Scylla paramamosain (green mud crab)
Lineage: Eukaryota; Metazoa; Arthropoda; Malacostraca; Decapoda; Portunidae
Product: molt-inhibiting hormone-like
Exons: 3
Coding region: 151-567 (138 amino acids)
Biological process (GO): circadian rhythm
Cellular component (GO): extracellular region
Molecular function (GO): neuropeptide hormone activity
Source: RefSeq, a predicted model, not a curated record
UAAGCGCGUCACCGCAAUCGACCAUCAGUUCCCCUCAAAAGCUGGGAAGCGAAAGACGUCUCUCGCUCUCCCUUCGACGUCACUCCAGUGCUGCCGCUCAGUCACUCCCUCAGGCCUCCUGUCGCCCAGAGCUCGCCCGUCAGAGGCAUCAUGAUGUCCUGCGCUAACUCUAAAUUUUCGUAUCAGAGGAUGUGGCUGCUGGCCGUGGUGGUCAUGGCCGCCCUCUGGAGCCUCAGUGUCCAGCGAACAGCGGCGAGGAUGAUCGACGAUGAGUGCCCGAACCUUAUUGGUAACAGGGACCUUUAUGAGAAAGUAGACUGGAUCUGCGAAGACUGUGCUAACAUCUUCCGCAAAAUCCGCAUGGGUUAUCGAUGCAGGAGGAACUGCUUCUACAACGAGGAAUUCACGUGGUGCAUCAGCGCGACGGAGAACACGGAACACAAGAAGGAACUGAUGCAAUGGGUCGCCAUCCUGAGGGCCACGCCAGAGAGGCACCGCUCUUUCUUGACGUCCAUCCAGGGAGGCGCUGCAAUUCGCCCUCAUGCUGACGACGGUACUGCUUACUGAGGCACUGAACCUCAUUAAACCUUUCACUGUUACUUGCCACAUCUCACAUUAUUCACUCACCAAUAGGAGACAUUUCUACAUGAGAUGUUCUACAGUCAUCAAACGAUAAAUUAAUUAGAAACUGGAAAAUCAGCCCUUUUAAUCCCUUCCUCACCCUUUUUUUUUUAUUUUCUUUUUUCGCUGCAAAGAUAUUUCGUGGGUUUAAAGGAAUGCCGUGCGACCUACAAGCGAUUUUUAGUUAUAUUCUAAUGAAAUAAUAAUUAACAGAGCUGCCUCGUCCCAAACUCUGCAUAUUAUGAUGAGCCUGAUUAGAAUAAACACAAAUGUCCUUCCUUCAA